AUGAGAUCUACCAGGGAAGAGAUGGAAAAUGAUGCCCAAAAAUUUUAUAGAAUAUCAAGAUUCCCCAGAGUUAUAGAUGCCAUCGAUUGCACACUGGUUAGAAUAGAUUAUGUCGGAGGUUCCGUCGCUGAAAUAUUCAGGUCUCGCAAAAACUUCUUGGCACUCAAUGUUCAAACUGUUAGCGAUGCAAACCUGAGAAUAAAGAACAUUGUCGCUCGUUGGCCAGGCUCGGCUCAUGACGAAACCAUUUUUAAAAAUAGUAUUUUGAAGAAUGAGUUUGAGCGUGACGAGUAUGAGCCAUAUAUUUUGAUAAGAGACAGCGGUUAUCAUCUUGAACCAUACUUGACGACCAAGUUGCGCAGGGUCAUGAUGAAUGCAGAAAAUUUAUACAAUGAAUCUAUAAUCAGAACAAGAAAUGUUGUGGAGAGACAAUAUGGUGUGUGGAAAAAACAAUUCCCAGUUCUGAGCGUCGGAAUGCGCCUCAAACUUAACACCAUUAUAGCCGUCAUUAUAGCAACAGCGGUUUUACAUAAUAUGGCUAUUGAUUGGAGCGAUGAACCUCUACCUGAGUGA
Messenger RNA from Leptinotarsa decemlineata (Colorado potato beetle), 573 nucleotides. Its product is annotated as protein ALP1-like. NCBI's taxonomy places the organism in Eukaryota, Metazoa, Arthropoda, Insecta, Coleoptera, Chrysomelidae. The record is from RefSeq and is a predicted model, not a curated record.